Molecule: messenger RNA, 1452 nt
Organism: Penicillium cosmopolitanum
Lineage: Eukaryota; Fungi; Ascomycota; Eurotiomycetes; Eurotiales; Aspergillaceae
Exons: 4
Coding region: 1-1452 (483 amino acids)
Biological process (GO): transmembrane transport
Molecular function (GO): transmembrane transporter activity
Source: RefSeq, a predicted model, not a curated record
AUGACCCCCCUUAAUUGGUCGACCUCUCGCAAAGCCCUCAACUUCACCCUAGUCAGCUUCUUCGUCCUUUGGACUUUCGUUCAGCUCGAUAUCGGCUUCACGGCAUGGGGCCCCAUGGAGUCUGAGCUUGGCUUCUCCGUUGAUAUUCUCAAUGCUGGCGCUGCAGUUAACUAUGGGGGGUUGGCGAUCGGAUGUUUUUUCUUUAUCCCACUCGUGCACAAAUAUGGCCGACGACCGAUCUACAUAUUCAGCUCCGCUCUCCAAUUCGCAUCGUGUAUUUGGCAGGCUCAAACGUACACUGUCGGCAAUUUCAUUGGUGCAAAUCUGAUCUCAGGUCUAGGCGGAGCGAUCAGUGAGAUUGUGGUCCAAAUCACAAUUGCGGACAUGUUCUUUGUGCACCAGCAUGCGACGAUGAACGGCUGGUUCGUUAUUUUCCAAUCCGCAGGUGCUUUCCUCGGACCUGUCGCAUCAGGCUAUAUCGUCGACUCUCAAGGAUGGCGUUGGAUGUGGUGGUGGUGCGUGAUUUUCUUUGGGAUCACAUUGUUCUGUGUCAUUUUUCUCUUUGAAGAGUCGAAAUAUGUCCCAGUUCUUGAUGGGCAGCAUGUCGUCUCUGCGCCAUUACCGAAUAGCCAGGCACUUACUGCUGCGGAAGGAAAAGAUGAAGUCACAGCAGACAUCAAAAGGACGGGUUCUGAGCCUGCUACGAGCCAAGCGGUAAUAAACCCUGAGAUCGAACUCAAGACUUACUGGCAGAGAAUGGCAUGGGUCACCAAGACAGAUGAGCCUCUUUGGCCGCACUUUUAUACCCCUCUCGUGACCCUGUUCACUUAUCCGGCUGUUACUUACGCCGCUCUCACCUAUGGAUCUACGCUGGCGUGGUUCGCAACCAUGACCUCUCUUCAAGCAUCGUACAUGCUGUUACCACCAUAUAACUUUGACGCGAUUGGCAUCGGCUUGAUGAACGUCGCGCCUUUUGUUGGCGCGCUCUUGGGCUUUCCCUGUGGUGGAUAUCUUAGUGAUAAGUCCAUCCUCUGGUUAUCUAAGAGGAAUGGCGGUAUCUACGAGCCCGAGAUGCGUCUUUGGCUUGCACUUCCCGUUGCUAUCUUGGGUCCAGCAUCGAUCUUGAUGUUCGGCCUGGGACUUGCCUACGGAGUUCAUUGGGCACUUCUCGCUGUUGGUUUUGGUGUCUUUGGGUUCACAUUGGCUGCUAUAAGCGGCAUAUCGCUUUCGUACCUUAUGGACUGUUAUCAAGACGUCAUUGGAGAUGCUCUGGUCGGCGUGAUCUUCAUGCGUAACAUCAUUUCGGUUAUUGUUCUUUUUGUUCUCACGCCCUGGGUGGAGGUCUACAUGAUCCCUGUCCCCUUACUUAUUUGGGGUAAGAAAGCGCGGGUCGCGACAGCGGCAAGCUACAGGAAGUUGGCUGCUACUCAUGUGAGCCACAGGAUGGUCUAG